AUAACCUAAAAACGUUCAGUGCGGAUAUGUAAUAUUUUAUUUUUGGAGUGAACAUUUAACAGUUUUGUAUCGAAAUUUGACACUGCGAGUGCAGUGAAGCUACCUUCGAGUUUCGAAUGAGUGGGCGCUACUUCUACCUGCAGAUUGACGUGAUUGGAGAUAAGGUUGAGCCCCUUGAGGUGCGGCAGAGUAUACAGGCAGCCUGUGGGAAAGUGUUUGGAGAGUGCGGCUCUGUGCUGCCUUUGGACGUGCUGACUGUGCAGCACUCGCACGCUGGUCCAUCAUGUCGAUAUCCCGCAUCGAGAGCGGCCCCGGCGGCAAGGACGUGCUGCUGAUCGCGUCGCCGGCGGCGCUGGCCGAGCCCUCCCGCGUGUCCCUGCCCGAGCCCGAGCCGGCCGCCGGCCUCAUCCUGCCCGACGGCUCCAUCAACUGGGGCUGCCCCUGCCUCGGCGGCAUGGCCACUGGGCCCUGCGCGCAGCCCUUCCGGGACGCCUUCUCCUGCUUCCACUACAGCGAGGCGGAGCCGAAGGGCAGCGACUGCUACGAGAAGUUCAGCGAGAUGCAGGCGUGCAUGGCCAACUACCCCGAGCUGUACGGCCGCGACGAGGACGACGAGGAGCCGGCCCUGCCCGGCACCGGACCCGCACCCGGCGCACCGGACGAGCGGCCGCCCGACGCCGACAACCAACUCGCCGAGCCCUAGCGGCCGAGACACAAC
This is a messenger RNA of Cydia splendana, 718 nucleotides long. RefSeq names its product mitochondrial intermembrane space import and assembly protein 40. The record is from RefSeq and is a predicted model, not a curated record. Gene Ontology annotation, cellular component: mitochondrial intermembrane space. The transcript has 4 exons. Bases 284 to 703 code for a protein of 139 amino acids. Gene Ontology annotation, biological process: protein import into mitochondrial intermembrane space. Gene Ontology annotation, molecular function: protein-disulfide reductase activity. Lineage: Eukaryota; Metazoa; Arthropoda; Insecta; Lepidoptera; Tortricidae.